AUGGCGAAGCCCAGCGAUGAGCUCAUCAGCCAAACGGUGUUCAAGACUGUCCAAAAAGCAGCAGGCAAAUUAGAUCAGGGUCGGCUGUUCUCAAUCAUUGAGACAGCUGGAGGAGUUCUCAGCCCAGGGCCUUCCGGCACCCCACAAGCGGAUAUCUUCCGACCACUACGACUUCCUGCGGUACUUGUAGGCGACCAUCGAUUAGGUGGCAUCGCCUCUACUAUAUCAGCUGCGGAAUCCCUGAUCAUGCGAGGAUAUGAUAUCGAUGCUGUUGUGUGUUUCGACGAUAAGAGCGAAUAUGAGAACGCGGAUUACCUGAAGAAGUAUUUCAUGGAUAUGGGUAUACCAGCUUACAAACUACAAUGGAUUCCGAACCUUCAGGGCGUUGAACCAGGCACGAAGAAAGAGACGGAAAUAAUGCGAAAUUACUACGAUACGCAAAUCGAUAGUACGAUAGUAGGAACGCUUGCUGAGGAGCUGAUUCAUCGCCACGACCAACGACUCAGCCGUCUUGGAUCUAUGCCGUAUGAAACAGAGGACAAGAUUUGGCAUCCUUUCACACAACACAAGCAUGUAAAGAACGCGAACGACAUACUCGUAAUCGAUUCGGCAUAUGGCGACUUCUUCCAGGUCAAGCACAAGGGCAAUGAAGAGGUGCCUCAUCCUGAGAACCAGACCUUGUACCCAGCAUUUGACGGCUCCGCAUCAUGGUGGACACAAGGACUUGGACACGGCAAUCCGCGAUUAGCACUGGAAGCAGCAUACGCAGCAGGACGCUAUGGUCAUGUCAUGUUCGCCGGCGCCACACACGAACCAGCUCUCACUCUAGCGGAGAAGAUACUUUCGGGCUCGCCACGUGGGACUCGUUUGAGAAAAGUGUUCUACACAGACAACGGAAGCACGGCGACAGAAGUCGGUAUAAAGAUGGCGCUGCGGGCUUCCAGCAAGCGCUAUGGCUGGGAUAGCGCAAAAGAGGCCGUUGGUGUCCUUGGACUCAAAGGCAGCUACCACGGAGACACGAUCGGGGCGAUGGAUGCCUCCGAACCUUGUGUCUUCAACGAGAAAGUCGACUGGUAUCGUGGUCGCGGCUUCUGGUUUGACUACCCGACCUUCAAGCUCAAGAAUGGCAAAUGGGUGGUUGAACCACCCAAGGGCAUGGAAGAAGAAUUGGGUCCAGCUCAGAACUUUGAGAGUCAAGACGGCAUAUUCGACUUCGCUACCAGGGGUAGAUCGGCGCAGUACGAGGCCUACAUAGAGAAAACACUAGACGAGUUGGUCAAGAAGCAAGGCAAGAAGUUCGGUGCCUUGGUACUAGAGCCUGUCGUCCUCGGAGCCGGAGGUAUGCUGUUUGUGGACCCACUCUUCCAGCAGAGCUUAGUACGCGUCGUCCGUCAUUACGACUUUGCAAACGGCUCCAGGGUUACGGAAUCUCCGAAGGACGAGAAUGCUUGGUCUGGUCUUCCCGUCAUGUUUGACGAGGUGUUCACUGGUUUGUACCGUCUGGGACGCUUCUCUGCCGCCUCAUUCCUUGACAUCCAUCCCGAUAUCAGUGUAAAUGCGAAGCUACUUACGGGAGGUCUACUACCGCUUUCGAUCACCAGCGCAAGCCAGUCCAUUUUCGAGGCUUUCUUGGGCGACGAGAAAUCGGAAGCUCUCUUGCAUGGACACAGCUAUACCGCUCAUGCAGUCGGGUGCCACGUUGCAAACACAAGUCUGGAUAUCAUGGAGAAAUUGAACUUGGGUCAUGAGCGGAACUUGGAUUUGAGCUCAUGUGAGAGCAAGUCCAAGAUGGAAAGCCGUGGCAGCGGCAACCGUGUGUGGAGCAUGUGGUCCGGUUCUUUCGUGGAGAACGUAUCAAAUCACCAGAGGGUUGAGUAUGUGAAUGCUCUGGGCUCUGUUCUCGCCGUGUCGCUCGUUGAUGAAGCCGGCUCUGGUAUGUCGAUCUUUUCUCCUCUAUAUUUCUUAUCUAAUGCGACUUAG
Molecule: messenger RNA, 1980 nt
Organism: Alternaria ventricosa
Lineage: Eukaryota; Fungi; Ascomycota; Dothideomycetes; Pleosporales; Pleosporaceae
Exons: 2
Coding region: 1-1980 (659 amino acids)
Biological process (GO): biotin biosynthetic process
Cellular component (GO): mitochondrion
Molecular function (GO): S-adenosyl-L-methionine:8-amino-7-oxononanoate transaminase activity; pyridoxal phosphate binding; dethiobiotin synthase activity
Source: RefSeq, a predicted model, not a curated record